This is a messenger RNA of Cryptococcus wingfieldii CBS 7118, 1263 nucleotides long. Its product is annotated as WD-repeat protein 68. Gene Ontology annotation, cellular component: nucleus. The record is from RefSeq and is a predicted model, not a curated record. The coding region runs from base 1 to 1263 and encodes 420 amino acids. The transcript is spliced from 5 exons. Gene Ontology annotation, molecular function: protein binding. Lineage: Eukaryota; Fungi; Basidiomycota; Tremellomycetes; Tremellales; Cryptococcaceae.
AUGUCUGCUCAGCGCCCCCUCCAUUACGACGCAUCACAGCCAUUGUAUGGCAUAUCAUUCUCCAACUCUACGUCCCACCCAUUCCGCACAGCGCUCUCUACAAUCACGACCGGCCUCAGCAACAAGCUGUGCAUCGUCGACCUCACUUCCUCUCCGAACACCUCUCAAUCCCAGUCACCCUACUACUCACAGCACAAUGGUACUUCCAAUAAUGGCGCUACACCAGAGUUCAAUCAGAUGACUCAAACUUCGCUGAAUGUACCGGCUACCAAAGUUGCCUGGGAGCCCAGGGAGAGUCUGAGGCUGGACGAAGGCGGUCGCGGGGAGCUGGUAGCCAGCAGCGGUGAUGUGUUGCAUAUAUGGGAAGUUGCGGAGGAGCAGGAAAGGGGAGGAGGGGGCUAUGUGGGAAAUGCCUAUGGAGGUGGAAGCUCGUGGUCGAUGAAGAAUCGGAGUGUCUUGAGCAAUGCCAAAGGAGCCCACGGAAGUUCACCUCCAAUAACAUCUUUCAGCUGGAACCGCAAGUCUCCCAAUAAACUCGUUUCCUGCUCUAUAGACACCACCGCGACACUUUGGGACAUCAACACCUCACAAGCCAUGACGCAGCUCAUCGCGCAUGAUCGGGCUGUGUAUGACUUGUCGUGGUUGCCGGAUUCUUCUGAUAUCUUUGUGAGCGUCGGAGCGGAUGGGAGCUUGAGGGCGUUUGAUUUGAGGCAACUGGAGCAUUCGACCAUUCUGUACGAGUCGGCAAACGAUGCGCCGCUUGCCCGGAUAGCGUUCAGUCAAAAGGAGCAGCAUAUGCUCGCAUGCUUUGGCCUGGACGACUCCAAGGUGCUCAUCCUCGACAUGCGAUCGCCAGGCAAACCUGUCGCAGAGCUUGUCGGGCACCAAGCACCUCUUGGCGCCCUCGCGUGGGGCGCCACAGGACCGUCGAGCAGAAGCGAUACCACAGGAGGCGGCUGGCUGGCCAGUUGUGGUGACGACUCUCAAAUGUUACUAUACGACCUCACAGCCCCCAUAUCCUCCUCCCGCCCAGCCUCCCAAUCAAACUUCAAACCACCCCCUGCCAAUCCCUCUCCAUACUCCGCCCUCUCUCCUUCUGCCACCCCCGCAUCGCAAAGGACACCAAGUCCUGCAGACGCAGUAGAGAUCCUGCCGAGCAAGGGGUGGACAGCAAGAGGGGAGGUGAAUAAUCUGGCUUUCACAAACAGUGGCGAUUGGUUGGGAUGUGUCAGCGGGAAUAGGAUGAGCGUUCUGCCAGUGUAG